AUGAAGAGACUUCUUCUGCUCCAGUUGGUUUUCGUCCCGUGUCUUUCUUUGCUCGACCCGGCCUCAUUGAAGCGCCAGGAAAGGAACAGUUCGGUUCGAGAAAAACUCCUUGAACCCUUCAGAUAUGAACUACUCACAAUGCCUGUCAGGAGACCGGGUCCAAUCUAUGUUGACAUUAGCCUACACAUACAGAGUAUUCCAGAGUUGAACGUGCGCAGCAUGGAAUUUAGUAUUGUCCUGAUCUUGCAUCAACGUUGGUACGACUCACGUCUGCAGGUCAAUGGGACAGAUAUUCCGCACAACAGUCGCAUGCCUCAUCAGUGGCUAUCCAGGUACAUUUGGCUGCCCGAUGUCUACUUCCUGAACGCGCGCGGUGGUCUGCUGCAUCAGGUCACCCAACCGAAUGAAAUGGUCUGGGUCCACAGCAAUGGCGUGGUUAUCUACAGCCAGAAACUCACCCUGCGUCUAUUCUGUCGCAUGACAUUCUGGAAUUUCCCCAUGGACACACAGACAUGUUCCAUCCUCGUCAGCAGCUAUGGCCAUGCCAAGCAUGACCUCGAACUGCGAUGGUGGAAUACAGAAGACUAUGUUCACAUCCAAAAAGCAUUCGAUCCUGUACUUUGUAGUCUUGCAGUGGAAAUGACAGAGGAGUUGGGGCUGAACGAAUUCGAACAGCCGAUGCAUGCCUUCCGAGAUUGCAACAACACCAGUGUCGUGACAGGAGAAUUUUCCUGCCUCGAAUUGGAGCUGCGGCUGGUUCGCAAGUACGGAUUUUACAUCAUCUACGCCUACCUACCCUCAAGCCUGGUUGUCCUGAUCGCCUGGUUGGCUUUCCUCAUUGAUCCCCGAGCUAUCCCCGCCCGCGUCUCCCUGGGUUUGCUUUCCGUCCUCGCUCUCAUUACUCACAAUGCGUCUCUUCUGGCUCACCUGCCAAACGUGUCCUACAUCAAGGCCAUCGAUCUCUGGUUCUUCGUCUGUUUCGCCUUCGUCUCGAGCACUUUGGCUGAAUCAGUUUUGGCCAAUCGGAUGUGCACACGCAUGGACGUGGAUAAACCGGGUCUGCCAUCACAGGCAAUGACAAGGCAGCUGAGUCCUUUUACUGGUUGGAAGAAGCAUAACAGCGUCAGUCCAGAGGAAAACACGAAGACGGAUUCCCCCCAGGCCACCGUAGAAGCACCCAAUCAGUCGGCUGAUAAUAAGGAUGACAUCAAAGUCAAAUGGAUGGACACAGUUUGUUUGUGCGCUUAUCCAGUCUGUUUCAUGCUGUUUAACACAAUCUACUGGCCACUGUAUGCUGGAGGAUCCUAA
Molecule: messenger RNA, 1308 nt
Organism: Spirometra erinaceieuropaei
Lineage: Eukaryota; Metazoa; Platyhelminthes; Cestoda; Diphyllobothriidea; Diphyllobothriidae
Source: the annotation of a GenBank genome assembly